UUUUCACCAAGGGAUAAGCUAAGCUAAGCUUUUUCUUUUUUUUCUUUUCUUUCUUUCUUCCUUAUAAACUUUUUUUUUUUUUUUUACAGUCAAUAACUCUCAAUAGAGUGUGACGGAGAGAUUCUUCUUCCUGGGUAGCUCUCGUUUUCCGUCUUCUUCUUCCAAAAUCCAAUCACAUUUCAGCUUCUCUUAGGGUUUUCUUCGUCUUCCUCUGGAUCUAUGUGAAUAGGCUAAUAACUAGUACCUGACUGACUGAAAUAUCUUCCAAGCUUUCAAGCACAAGGACUUUGUUUUUACUGGUUUUGUUACUCUGCGUAAGGAGAUUGUGAUAGAAAAGGAGGAGGAGGGAUGUCAAGUGUUCGGAAUACCCAUUGGUGUCACAGAUGUCAGCGUGCUGUUUGGCUUCGAGCUCGGGAUGCUGUUUGUUCAUAUUGUGGAGGAGGAUUUGUUGAGGAAAUCGAUCUUGGACCGAGUAGCCCCUUUGAUAUGCUUAGAGCUCACAGGGAUGUUGAGCGUGAUCCAACCUUUGAUCUCAUGGAAGCUUUCUCUGCUUUUAUGAGAAGCCGCUUAGCUGAAAGAAACUAUGACCGGGAGAUUAGCGGAAGACUUGGCUCUGCGGGUUCUGAAAGCUUUUCAAACUUAGCUCCUCUAUUGAUCUUCGGUGGACAAGCUCCCUUUAGAUUGGCUGGUGGAGAUAAUAAUAAUUCAGUUGAAGCCUUUGUCAAUGGCGCAGCACCUGGAAUUGGUAUCACGCGUGGCACCAAUGCCGGAGACUACUUUUUCGGACCUGGUCUUGAAGAACUGAUUGAACAGCUUUCAUCGGGCACUCAUCAUCGAGGCCCACCACCAGCACCAAAAUCAUCAAUUGAUGCAUUGCCAACCAUCAAGAUCACACAGAAGCAUAUCAAGUCAUCAGACUCUCACUGCCCGGUUUGCAAGGACGAGUUUGAACUGAAAUCAGAAGCAAAACAGAUGCCGUGUAACCAUAUCUAUCAUUCUGACUGCAUUGUCCCGUGGCUGGUUCAGCAUAACUCAUGCCCAGUCUGUCGUAAAGAGUUACCAUCAAGAGGAUCUUCUUCAAGCACACAGAGUAAUCAGAACAGAAGCACCAGUACUGGAAGAGAAAACAACAGGAGAAGGAAUAUCUUCUCUAACCUCUGGCCAUUCCGCUCGUCUAGCUCAAGCUCGACUCAAAACCGUAGAGACACAAACAACACAACGACUACAGAAGAAGGGCACUAUCAACAUCACCAGCAGCAACAGCAACAACAUCAACAUCAUCAGCAACAAUCACAUAUGGGUUACAGUGGAUGGCCUUUUGACUACUAAAGGUUAAUCUAACUCUCCUUGACUCCUUUAGAGCCUUCUGUUGCACUUUGGUCUUUGUAUUUUGUUUUUGCUUUGUCAUGUUUCUUUAUCUCUUCUUUCUCUUACUUUGUUCAUUGUUUACUGUAGAUCUUCUGUUUCUGUGUUUACGGCUUAUCAACUUUUGAGUUUAUUCUGGAAUAUUGUGUAUCUCACACAUGUUAGCUUGUUAUUGAAUUUGCAUUAAAUAAUUUUUAAUUAUAUUAGACUUAUGUA
Capsella rubella is the source of this 1581-nucleotide messenger RNA. RefSeq names its product E3 ubiquitin-protein ligase RZF1. Gene Ontology annotation, biological process: protein ubiquitination. The transcript is spliced from 2 exons. Gene Ontology annotation, molecular function: ubiquitin protein ligase activity. The coding region runs from base 349 to 1329 and encodes 326 amino acids. Gene Ontology annotation, cellular component: cytoplasm. The record is from RefSeq and is a predicted model, not a curated record. NCBI's taxonomy places the organism in Eukaryota, Viridiplantae, Streptophyta, Magnoliopsida, Brassicales, Brassicaceae.